CCGAAAGCUCCCAGUUACAUGAGGCGCACCCUGCUAUUGGGCACGGCGGCCUGCGCGUCUGGCCUCGUGCUAGGCAGUGGCGGCGGUGUCCGCGCUGUGCGAGCGCAGGCCGCGUCGAUGAGCUCCUCCGACGAGCGCGUGUUCUCCCUCGCCGACCAGGUGGCCCGGUUCGCGCGUGCAAAGGAGGAGAACAACCGCCGGUACCUGGACAUCGACACGGUGUACGACGGCUCCUACCUCAAGGGCAAGCGCGUGCUCGUGACCGGCGGCAACCAGGGGCUUGGCCUCGCAAUCGUGCGCGAGCUCGUGGCGCAAGGAGCCGAGGCGGUGGUGGUCGGCCGCCGCAGCUCUCCCGACCUCGACGCGCUCGGGUGCCAGGUCAUCACGGGUGUGGACGUGACGGACGAGGCGGCGGUCAAGGGCAAGAUGGUGGACGAGCUGGGCGAGCCCGUCGAUUACGUCAUCAACAACGCCGGGUAUUUUCCGGACAUCACCGACUCGGUGGCGGACGGCAUGAUGUUCUCCGAGCAGCUCAAGCAGAUCGACAUCUGCGCGCUCGGCCCGCUUCGCGUCUCAGAGGCCCUCGUCAAGGCCGGCAAGGUGCGCGGCGCCAUCGUCGUCAUCUCGUCGCAGGCGGGCUCGGCCGAGUGGCGCACGACCCAAAACGCAGACGAGGGGGGCGACUACGGGCACCACAUGUCGCGCGCCGCCUGCAACAUCGGCGGCGUGCUGCUCGCCGAGGAGCUCAAGAAGCGCGGCGUGCCCGUGCUGCUGCUCCACCCCGGCUUCAACAAGACGGGGAUGACCUCCAAGUACUCUCACAUCUGGGAGGUUGAGGGGGCGGUCGACGCGGCCGUCGGCGCGAAGCGGGUGCUGCACGAGGUGCGCGGCGCAACCAUGGAGCGGACGGGCCAGUUCAUCAACUGCGAGGACGGACUGCGGAUCCCGUGGUGAUGUCUGGCCGCGGCAGCGUUCGGCCAGCGCCGCGUCUCGGCACUCGGGGAGAGCGGAUGCGGCCGCUUUGGAGCGACACCUGCUGCUGGGCGGUGUAGGGGCGGAGUAGUACACGUACAAAAAGGGAGAGUAUUGAGCGAA
Emiliania huxleyi CCMP1516 is the source of this 1095-nucleotide messenger RNA. RefSeq lists its product as hypothetical. NCBI's taxonomy places the organism in Eukaryota, Haptophyta, Isochrysidales, Noelaerhabdaceae. Bases 19 to 954 code for a protein of 311 amino acids. The transcript has 3 exons. The record is from RefSeq and is a predicted model, not a curated record. Gene Ontology annotation, molecular function: oxidoreductase activity, acting on the CH-OH group of donors, NAD or NADP as acceptor.